Messenger RNA from Oncorhynchus nerka (sockeye salmon), 1434 nucleotides. RefSeq lists its product as uncharacterized. NCBI's taxonomy places the organism in Eukaryota, Metazoa, Chordata, Actinopteri, Salmoniformes, Salmonidae. Bases 1 to 1434 code for a protein of 477 amino acids. The transcript has 3 exons. The record is from RefSeq and is a predicted model, not a curated record.
AUGUCAUGCACAGGAGUAACGUUACAUCCUCCUGAACAGACCCCAGCUGUAACGUUACAUCCUCCUGAACAGACCCCAGCUGUAACGUUACAUCCUCCUGAACAGACCCCAGCUGUAACGUUACAUCCUCCUGAACAGACCCCAGCUGUAACGUUACACCCCCCUGAACAGACCCCAUCUGUAACGUUACAUCCUCCUGAACAGACCCCAGCUGUAACAUUACAUCCUCCUGAACAGACCCCAGCUGUAACAUUACAUCCUCCUGAACAGACCCCAGCUGUAACGUUACAUCCUCUUGAACAGACCCCAGCUGUAACGUUACAUCCACCUGAACAGACCCCAGCUGUAACGUUACAUCCUCCUGAACAGACCCCAGCUGUAACGUUACAUCCUCCUGAACAGACCCCAGCUGUAACGUUACACCCACCUGAACAGACCCCAGCUGUAACGUUACAUCCUCCUGAACAGACCCCAGUUUUAACGUUACACCCACCUGAACAGACCCCAGCUAUAACGUUACAUCCUCCUGAACAGACCCCAGCUGUAACGUUACAUCCUCCUGAACAGACCCCAGCUGUAACGUUACAUCCUCCUGAACAGACCCCAGCUGUAACGUUACAUCCUCCUGAACAGACCCCAGCUGUAACGUUACAUCCUCCUGAACAGACCCCAGCUGUAACGUUACAUCCUCCUGAACAGACCCCAGCUGUAGCAGACCCCUUACAUCCUCCUGAACAGACCCCAGCUGUAACGUUACACCCACCUGAACAGACCCCAGCUGUAACGUUACAUCCUCCUGAACAGACCCCAGCUGUAACGUUACAUCCACCUGAACAGACCCCAGCUGUAACGUUACAUCCUCCUGAACAGACCCCAGCUGUAACGUUACACCCCCCUGAACAGACCCCAGCUGUAACGUUACACCCACCUGAACAGACCCCAGCUGUAACGUUACAUCCUCCUGAACAGACCCCAGCUGUAACGUUACAUCCUCCUGAACAGACCCCAGCUGUAACGUUACAUCCACCUGAACAGACCCCAGCUGUAACGUUACAUCCUCCUGAACAGACCCCAGCUGUAACGUUACAUCCUCCUGAACAGACCCCAGCUGUAACGUUACAUCCUCCUGAACAGACCCCAGCUGUAACGUUACAUCCUCCUGAACAGACCCCAGCUGUAACGUUACAUCCUCCUGAACAGACCCCAGCUGUAACGUUACAUCCACCUGAACAGACCCCAGCUGUAACGUUACAUCCUCCUGAACAGACCCCAGCUGUAACGUUACAUCCUCCUGAACAGACCCCAGCUGUAACGUUACACCCACCUGAACAGACUCCAGCUAUCCCAGCUGUAACGUUACACCCACCUGAACAGACCCCAGCUGAGUCUAAAAUUAUCCUGAUAAAGAAGGGCUAUGACUUGAGGUCUCCGUGA